AACAGUAGGAUACGAGGAAUGAAGAGGGAAAUGGAGAAAUAAAAGGAAAAAGAGAGGAGGACCUCUCAUCCCAUCCGUCCGUUCUAACAAGAAGGAAUUUAAGCGACUUCUCUACGCUCGAAAUUGUCUCACUAUUUCUUUCUCUCUCUCAUUUACUAUUGAUCUCACACUCUGGUCAUGGCUGUACAAGGAACUAGCCUGCUAGAGAAUCCAAUUCAAGCGGUGCUGUACCUUAGAGAACUGACCACUAUAGUUCAGAACCAGCAGAGCCUCAUCCAGACACAGCGCCUGCGCAUUGACGAACUGGACAGGCGCGUGGACGAGCUACUAGGGGAGAACAGGAAUCUGCGCGAGGCAAGAGGAGUACAACGUCACCAUCAUUACCCGGACCCGAACAUUCAUCAUCAUCCUCAGCACCAACAUGCAGAACCACAAGACGUGAGGUCUGUGCCCACCCUGACCCCGCCUGAACACCCUGAGCCAGAAACGCCACUUCCUCAGCCCGCGAAUCCGGAAGCCAUGCAGUUGGUACCGGCCCAUGCCCAGCCGCAGUCACCAAGCCCUCCACCAGGCGAGACCAAAGGAGAGGACGGCAGCACCAGUCCGGGCUGUCGUACAUUAGUUCCCCUGGCUCCCCUCACUCCUAACACUCGCUGCCGGUCGCUGGCUCUUGCCAGGCAAUCAGAGAAUCAGACUGUACUACACCAGUUCUGUUGUCCUGCUCCGGAGGCUACGGACGCUGAUCUCACCGGCUCGUCCAGUGAUGGGCAGCUUCUGAGUCUCGAAGGUGGGACUUCCUCCAGCAUACAGGAAGGAGAGAGAUCAGGGGGCAUGGCACGGAGAGAGGGACCCAGCGAUUACGAACUUGCCCUGGAGAACAAGACCAAACAGAUAGAGGAGUUGGAGCAGCGGUACGGGGGUCACUUGGUGUCGCGACGUGCUGCGUGUCGCAUUCAGACAGCGUUCCGUCAGUACCAGCUCAGUAAGAACUUCCAGAAGAUCAGGAACUCUCUGUCAGAGAGCAAGUUGCCACGCCGCAUCUCCCUGCGUCGGCCCAACCCCAACCGAGGCCAGAACCUCACCCAGCGGCACAGCUUCCUGUUAGAGACCGGGGGGCCCCCCAUACGCCCCAAAACACCCCCACCACCCCCCUCACGUUCCACCUCCUUGCCCCCGUCGACAUCCACCAUCCCGGCCCCCGGCCCUUCGCUCACACAGCUGGAAGACUGCUUCUCAGAGCAGGUGCGCUCUCUGGCCCAUUCGAUAGAUGAGGCCCUGCGUGGGUGGAGUCUGUCGGAGGGGGUUGAGGGAGGGGCUGGGGGGCUGCUGAUGGACCCUGGGGCAUUUCGGGCGGCUGCUCAGAGUGCCUGUAUGCCUCGCAGUGCCAGCUCCCUGCUCAUGGCCUUCAGAGAUGUCACCGUUCACAUUGACACCAACAACUACACCGUCUCCACCACCACCACCUCCACUACCACCGCCACCCACGGCAAUGCAGGGGCCCCCGGAGGAGGGAGCAGACAGACCUCAAUGGACAGAGGGGGAGGAGAAGGUGGAGAAGUGAGGAGGCAAUCAACAACCUCCCAGCUUGGGGGUGAGGAGGAGUUCCCUGCCCCCCCUCCCAGUGAGGAGUUGUUGGUGGACGGAGGGUCGAGGAGGGGGUCCACUGUGACAGGGCAGGGGGGAGACCAGGGAGGUCAUAGUGGCUUGGAGAGACUUGGAUCCACCUCAACCUCCAUGUCAGCACAGUCCAACCAAUACAGUGGUCACCCGUCAUAUCCCCAGUACCCCCAAUACUCCACCUAUCCCCAGGCACACCACCCCCAGCCCCAGCCAGACUCCCAGACAGCCAGGAACCAGGCCCUGGUCCUCUCUGUACCCAGAGACCACUGCCAGGACCCUGCCUCCUGCCCAUCCCCCACACUCUCCACUGACACACACCGCAAACGACUGUACCGCAUCGGACUCAACCUCUUCAACGUGAAUCCAGAGCGAGGCAUCCAUUUUCUGAUCACGCGUGGUUUCGUCCCAGACACGCCCAUGGGUGUGGCCCACUUCCUGUUACAGAGGAAGGGCCUAAGCCGACAGAUGAUUGGAGAGUUCCUUGGGAACAGCAAGUUGCUCUUCAACAGAGACGUCCUGGACUGUGUGGUGGAUGAGAUGGACUUCUCAGGAAUGGAACUGGAUGAGGCUCUGAGGAAGUUCCAGGCUCACAUCAGAGUCCAGGGAGAAGCGCAGAAGGUGGAGAGGCUCAUUGAAGCUUUCAGUCAGAGGUAUUGUAUGUGUAAUCCUGAGGUGGUCCAGCAGUUCCAUAACCCAGACACCAUCUUCAUCCUGGCCUUUGCCGUGGUCCUCCUCAACACCGACAUGUACUCCCCUAACAUCAAGCCUCAGCGCAAGAUGGGCCUCGACGACUUCAUACGCAACCUACGAGGGGUGGACGAUGGAGCAGACAUCCCAAGGGAGAUGGUGGCAGGGAUCUAUGAGAGAAUCCAGCAGCGAGAGCUACGCUCUAAUGAAGACCACGUCAACUACGUCAGCCGUGUGGAACAGUCCAUACUUGGCAUGAAGACAAUCCUGUCUGUGCCACAUCGUAGGCUGGUGUGCUGCUGUCGUCUUUUUGAGGUGGCGGACUACAACAAACCUCUGAAACAGAAACUGGCCAACACCCAGAGAGAAGUGUUCCUCUUCAAUGACCUCAUACUGAUCCUGAAGCUGUGUCCUAAGAAGAAGACUUCUGCCUCCUACACUUUCUGUAAAGCCAUGGGUCUACUGGGCAUGCAGUUCCACAUGUUCAGCAACGAAUACUAUGCUCAUGGCAUCACCAUGUUGAGCCCGUUCUCGUCAGAGAAAAAGCAGACGGUGAGUUUCUGCUCCCCCAGUGGGGAGGAGCUCAGAAAGUUCACGGAGGAGCUACGGGAGUCCAUAACCGAGGUCAACGAGAUGGAACAGAUACACAUCCAAUGGGAGCUGGAGAGAGAGCAGGGGGCCCAGACCCACCCUCCCCACACCAACGGAGGACAGGUGGACACAGUCAGUGGACUGACAGGAACCCCGGCCGGCCAGCAGGAGUUGUAUGACAAGACUGGCAACAACACCGUGGAGGUGUCAAUUCACAAUAGGCUGCUGCAGACCUACCACAUGACCCAGCCCAGCCCUGAUAGGCUCCUGCAGACCUACCAUCUGACCCAGCCCAGCCCCGAUAGGCUGCUCCAGACGUACCAUGUGACCGGUCCUGACUCCACCCAGCUGGCUCUGGCAGCUCCCCCUGCCAUGCUAAGCCCCACACACCCCGGGGACAUUCGCCCAGACACCCUCAUUCAAUGCCAGCAGAUUGUCAAGGUGAUUGUUGUGGACCAGAGCGGCCGUGGGCGAAUGGAAGCCUUCCUCAGCCAAGGAAGUCCCUCCUCCCACCACCGUCUCAUCCAAUCAGCAAUGUCCACCCCAGUACGGGUCAGAGAGGGAUCUGAGCCCCCUCUGCCUCCCCCUCCACCCCCCUACAACCACCCUCACCAGUACUGUCCCCCCGACUCCCCCUUGCCCCUCCCACACACCCUACCUCACCCUCUCCGCAGGCGCAACUCUAGUGGCUCCCGCAGCCUCGUCUGACAUAAGGGCCUCCACCACUGACACCACCAGGCCGUUUUAUUUAAUAGUCAUGUACAGAGACACACAACACAAAGACACAGCCAGGGAUAGAGGAAGGAGCGUGAUGAAGAACGUAGAUAGAGGAAGAGGAGAGAAGGAGACACUGGGGACAAUAGAGAAGAUUCCGUAGAAAUCAAGUCAUCUGUAUGGUGUUUUGGAAUAUGAUAUCAUUUUGACAACCUUUCUACCAAUACAUUUUCUGACCUUGCAUCUGUGAUGUAUGACGUGUACCUGGCUUUAAAAAAUACCCUUUAGGACCCUCUUCCAUUCUAAACCCUAAUAUCACAGCCAAUGGAUCUCCUCCCAGUGGAGGGAGCUGCCUGGACAAGUUGACUGGUUUCCAUCACAUCUUCAACUCUCCAGGGUUUCUGCCCUGCUAUUUGUCAGUCUAUGUUUUGAUGAUGUGUUACAAGGUGAUCAUUAAAUGCUAAUAAUACUUCAGAUUUUUCAAAGGAAGUGAGUACAUCAGAGCAGCUGACUGUAUCUCCAGAGUCCUCACAGAAGAUUACAAUAUGUGUCUCUAUUUGUAACGUCUGACUUCUACCCUGAUUAUAUUGUGGGCUACGUGGAUUUGUGAGAUUACGAAGGUGUGCCAUUGUGUGUGAGUGUGUGCAUGUAAAACAGUGUGUCUGUCCGCGUGCUUGUAUGAAGCCAAUACCAUUGUAAACUCAGAGGUUUUGCUACAUGGGUCUAAACCUUACACUCAGGAAACACCAGUUAUGACGACACGCUGUUCAGCAUUCUAACUUAACAUUUGAUUGGUUGAUAACAUCACCUUAUUAGUUUGUAAUGUUCUAUUAAUUACUGGUUGAUAAAAAAAGAUGAACAUAGUAUUUAAUUCUUUAAUAAUCUGCAUCUUUUACAUUCUAUCUGAUUAGUCCUGUUGAAUAUGCAAUGUUACGUUCUGAACUUAAAUGGGUUAAGUAUUAUCCAUUCUCACAUGAUUAACCUGUUCUAUUUUUCACUGGACUGCAUGUUACAGUAUACACAAAGAUGUAUACACACACACACACACACACACAGGGCAUCAAAACAGAGAAUAUGACUUAUGAAGUAUGUUUUAUCAGAUUAUUGAAUCUGUUUGAUUAUUAUAAUUAUUGAUUGUUGUCACAUCUUUUCCUUCCCCACUCUCUGAGGGAUUUGGUACUUAGUGAUCCACAGACUGAUCCUCUAAUUGUUGCACCAUAUUAUUUCAUCAGAACAAUGGAGAUGUGUGUAUAUAGGGGACAUAGAUUUAAUAGAGAAAGGCUGAGUGCCAAUGUGUGCAUUUCUGUAUUUGUUCAGAGAGGAAGAAAAUGUAUUUACUUUGGAUGAUAAAAAAAUAUUAGUUUUUCAGAUUAUAGCCGCGACAGAACCCCCACUGUUGCCAUGGUGUGCAGAAUAGGCAGUCCAGUUACCAUGGAAAUGUGCACGGAGAUGAUGACACAUCUACAUGAUGACAUCCCUACAUUAUCAGGGCUCUGUGUUAAGGGCUAUACUGUAGCUGUGACCGCGCUCGCGUUAGCAUUAGAUGGUUUAGUGGAAGUCCGCAGCAGUCAAGGUAGACCUUUUAGCAUGUUCUAAAAGCCCAAAAUGUAGUCGUCCUAGCCCUAGUCUGGGUCACCUGUCCUGCACCCAUCUGGGAGAUGUGCUUCACUGAGCAUCGUCACAUUUAUAAAGUAUUUACUAAGAGGAUAUCAUGUUUAUAACAGUUACAGUGUUUAUUAAAUUCAUAUUUCUAAAGAUUUCUGUUGGAAGAGAAUUAAAGAAUAAAGUAGUUUGUACUCUG
Molecule: messenger RNA, 5413 nt
Organism: Esox lucius (northern pike)
Lineage: Eukaryota; Metazoa; Chordata; Actinopteri; Esociformes; Esocidae
Gene: iqsec3b
Product: IQ motif and Sec7 domain ArfGEF 3b
Exons: 15
Coding region: 178-3606 (1142 amino acids)
Biological process (GO): regulation of ARF protein signal transduction; actin cytoskeleton organization
Molecular function (GO): guanyl-nucleotide exchange factor activity; protein binding
Source: RefSeq, a predicted model, not a curated record